UUUACAGUAGUUUCUGAAAUUAACUGCAGGAUAUUCAGUAAGGCUCAAAGGAGUACUGUAGCUAAUUCUCUGUAGCUGUACUGUAUACUGUACUGUAGCUAAUUCUCACUUGCUGAAAAGAAACCAGUAACAUAAGGGUUAAAAACACAGGAAGAAUUGGCUGAAUCUUCAUCACAAAUAAAAUACAGAAGAAAGAGCAGCAUGAGUACACCAGAUUCAUUAGUUUCUCAUGACUCCAGCAGUCUCCUGUCUGAAGAUCUGCUUCUGUGUCCGAUCUGUCUGGAUGUGUUUACUGAUCCAGUAACCACUCCAUGUGGACACAACUUUUGUAACAGCUGCCUUACACAGUGCUGGGGCCAGAGUCAACAUUGUCAAUGUCCAGUAUGUAAAGAGAAAUUCACCAAGAGACCUAAACUGAAGAUUAAUACAACACUGAGAGAGGUUGCAGAUCACUUCAAGAAGAAAAGAGGUUCUGACAAAUCUGAGGUUCUUUGUGAUGCCUGCAGUGGAGAGAAGAUGAAGGCCCUCGAUGACAAAUUAAUGGAAACAGAACUGAAGAGGAUUCAGCAGUAUGCAGUGGAUGUGACUCUGGAUCCUGAUACAGCUCAUCCUGAACUCAUCCUGUCUGCUGAUGGAAAACAAGUGACCCAUGGAGACAUACAACAGAAUCUCCCUGAUACACCACAGAGGUUUAAUCGUUAUAUCUUUGUUAUGGGAAAGCAGGGUUUCUCUUCAGGGAGAUUUUAUUAUGAGGUGCAGGUCAGAGGGAAAACUAACUGGGAUGUUGGAGUUGUGAGAGAGAACAUUAACAGGACGGGGAGGAUUAAACUGAAACCUCAGAAUGACUACUGGACUGUGGUACUGAGGAAUGGGAUUCGGUAUGAAGCUUGUCUUGAUCCUGAUGUCCUCCUCCCACACAGAGAGAUGGUGGAGGUGGUGGGGGUAUUUGUGGAUUAUGAGGAGGGUCUGGUCUCCUUUUAUGAUGUAAAGUCCAGAUCUCAUAUCUACUCUUUCACUGGUCAGACUUUUACUGAGAAACUCUAUCCAUUCUUAAGUCCUUGUCAAAAUGGAAGAGGUAAAAAUUCAGCACCACUGAUCAUCUCUCCUGUAUUUAAAACAGAAUGCAUUUAAACCUCACAAAUUCAAUCAUCUAUUAAAUGCUUUAAUUGAAUCCUGUAAUCCUACAGUCUCUCUCUUUUUUUUAUGAUUAUGUGACAUUAUUAUUGUGGAACUUUGUCAUUUAAAAUCACAUAAAUAAAGAUCAUUUACAGUUUACUCUGAGUUUUACUGCAGAAUUUAAUUUGAUCAAUAAAAUUUAUAAAGUUCAGCUGCUGAUGUUUGUGUAGAUAAAAACAAACAAAACUCUGUUUCUUUUUAAAACUUAAUCAAACACAGAUUCAUAUUUUAUUUAGAAAAAAAAAACGUUAAAAGGAUGGACAGCAGAGGGAGUUUCAUUAAUAUUCAUAGUGUGAGUGCUACCUGAUUGGUCAGUGCAAUGUUGUGCCUGUUUCUGGCUCUGAGCUUGGAUUUUCUUUUGAACUUGUGUGUUUACUCUUUGUGUAUAUUGAUCACUGUACAUUUUGUCUACUUGUUUCACUGAUAGGAGUGUGGCUUUUUUUUUUUAGAUUGGGUUCUUUUUUUCCCUGUUUAUGAUAUAGAGCUUGUAGGUCCCACUGAAUUGUACUUUUUCUUUCCUUUCAGGCAAGAAAGUCUUGAACUAAUAGACUCUCUCUCUCUCUCUCUCUCUCUCUCUCUCUCUCUCUCUCUCUCUCUCUCUCUCUCUCUCUCUCUCUCUCUCUCUCUCUCUCUCUCUUUUUUAUUAUAUUGGCCUGGGCCCACCCUGAGGAGACGCUAUUGUACAGAUGCUUGUGUACAACUCUAGACAGGGUUGUAAUAAUAAUUUCUCAUAUGCUCAUCUGUCUGACCCUUUGUCGUAUUUUUUUUUCAAAGAAGCAUGUGAUGCCCACUUAUACCUACUUAUCAGUGGUGUAGUCUAGUUUUUUGUAGUCAGUAUACUGUGAUUUUUUUCCCCCUCCCAGCCUCAU
Molecule: messenger RNA, 2045 nt
Organism: Tachysurus fulvidraco (yellow catfish)
Lineage: Eukaryota; Metazoa; Chordata; Actinopteri; Siluriformes; Bagridae
Product: zinc-binding protein A33-like
Exons: 5
Coding region: 202-1131 (309 amino acids)
Biological process (GO): protein ubiquitination
Molecular function (GO): ubiquitin-protein transferase activity; protein binding
Source: RefSeq, a predicted model, not a curated record